UGGUAUCCAUUCAAAUCUAUUUCAAAAAUGAAUGAAAAUGGUAAUUUAUACGUCUGCAGGAAAGGAGCUCCAGGUGCUAUUUCCUGUAUACAGAAUGCAUAGAUUAGAUACUCUAGUACAAAUAGACAUGUAGUAUGCAAAUUCAGUUCCUAGGGCCUUCCACCACAGGCUUUAUAAUUUAGGUUGUAUUAUUUAGGUAUGCAAUUUAGAUUAGAUGUAUCAUGUUUUGAUUGGAUACUUUGGGGAGUUUGGUUCAGGGUCUUCAUGGUCUGUGUUUCUGCUUAUGUCAACACAAUAGGCAAUUUGGUUUAUAAAAGGAGAGGCAGGCAAAAGACAGAUCUGGUUAGACUUUUCUACGGCCAAGAAGUAAAAGUGUAAUUAUUGUAAAACAGAUGAGGGCCUGUGUGCUUCUGCCUGGGUGUGCCUGUAACUGGCUGCUUUUGGUCCUAUAAGCAUCCAGGUGUUGCUUGACAUGAGCUGAAAUGACAGCCAUCCCCAUUCCUGUCACUCAUUCUUUUCUUUCCCUCCACCCAUCUUUUAUCUGUGCUCACCUGCUCUGAAUCAGGUCCUGGAAGGAAAACAACAAAAUCAGUCCAUUUUUUGUUAUAUCAUUCUUGACCUGGUUAAUCAACAACCAAAAACACACCUGUCGCGUCACACAUGAUGCCAUGCACGUACUUAUGUGUGAAUAUUUGCUACACUUGCUACAUUUGCUACAGACAUGUUUUCCUGUGUAUUCUCUGUCUUUAGAUCCUGGAAGGUCACAUCAACAUAUAAUUGCAUGACUUUUGCUCUCAGCUCUCACCUGUCACCUCUCAUCACUGGUGAAAGCAUCUUGCCCUAAGCAGGGGCGGGUCUACCAUUUUCUCUUCUAUGUGUGCUUCAACCAGUAGUUCUUUCAUUACUGUCAGAGAAAUGCAGAUAACUGUCUCAUUCAGGCUCUGAGGAUCAUGCACAGCUGUAACAUCGGCCUACUUGUGGUUCAACUAAUUGAUAAGUAAACAAGACCUGCAUUUAAGUCCAUCGUCCAUGGAUGCCAGCAGUGUGUCUGUGCUGUGGUACAGGAGGUCAAAACCACUGGGGAAGGUGAGACGACGGGUUCAAGACCUCCGCAUCCCUUCUUCUUCCUCCUCUUACUGUGACUUUAUAGCCAGCAGACCCACGUUGGACCUGAGCCACAAUGAGAGCGCUCGGCUGGCAGCGGACUCCCUGCUCAGCCAGGGCUUAGAGGCAUACCACGAGGUGUUGAACGCAGAGGGAGAAGUGGACUUUCUGUCAGAGCUGGAGAAGAUUUACAUCCUGGAAAAUGGGAGGGAUGGCAGCACAGCUGAUCCUGGUGCAUCUGAUGAUGAUGACAAAGAGUUAGAGAGCUUGUCUCCCGGCUACCAGUCUGCCACACGAUGUCCUGCAAUGUCCACAGACAGUGAUCCUACUGUGGCAGGUUUGGACCUGAGCAGCCUAAAAGUGAAGUGGACUGAUCCUGUCCUGGAUGAGCCCAACGUUGAGGUUUAUUUCCAGUCUCAAAGCAUGGCAGCUGGCACGAAAGACCUGGUCAGAGAGUUCAUCAGAAAGGCUAGAAUGGUCCUGGCCAUAGUGAUGGACAGCUUCAGUGACGUAGAGCUGCUGUGUGAUCUUCUGGAGGCGAGCAGGAAGAGGAACGUGUCUGUUUACCUGCUGCUGGAUCAUCUCAACCUGAACCUGUUCGUCAGAAUGUGGCAGGACCUCAAACUCGACAGCAAAAACUUCCCUAAACUGUCAGUACGCAGUGUGGAUGGACAGACCUACUGUGCCAAGACAGGCAGGAAGCUGACUGGUCAGAUCGCUGAGAGUUUUAUUGUCACUGACUGGAUUGAGGUGCUGACUGGCUCAUACAGUUUUUCCUGGCUGUCCUGGCAGGUCCAUCGUAGUCUUGCUGUUCUUGUAAAGGGCAGCGCGGUCAUACCUUUCCAUCAGGAAUUCCACAGGCUAUACUCCAGCUCCAAACCAGUCCCCGGCUUUGCCACUUAUAUCACUGUACCUAGCACUCUCCCUCUUUACAACACAUUACAUGCAGCUCAAAACGAUAACGCUGAUGUCAGUAAGUCAAAAUCAAACCAGACCAAAACAAUGUGCCACAGGGUUCAGGAUGAAGAUGCUCAAAACACUCAGACAAAAGCAAAAAUGCCGGUUUUAUCCAAUCCACAAAGCGCAGAACUGGAGUGCAGCAAAGGUAAUACCCAGCCUCUACACAGAGCAGGCACUGGUACACAGAUGCAUGGAAAACCUCCACAACUGUACCCAAAACCUCUGGUUCAACCAGGAGCACUGCAGAGUGUAUCUGUGGGAAAGCCUAAGUAUACAGUGGGAGCUGUCUGCACCCAGUAUGAUGCACAAUCAAAUGUGGAACUUCUGGAGAAGAAUCAAAACCACAUCCAGAGUCACGCAAACCCUCUCAGUCAGACCCAUGUCUCACAUGCUCAGUCUCAGCUUACCAGCCUUACCAUUAACAAUACAGCUGAAAAGAAUGCGAGGGUUCAAGAGUCAAACCCUCUACACACUGCUUCCCCCGCACACGGACAGCACACGACUGUCCAUUAUCAAUCUCCUUUCCAGACAAAUUCAAAUCUCGAGCACCAUACUGAAGGUCUUUUCUUUCAGCAGUGGAACAGAGACAUGUUGGCAAAGCCUUCGGGGAUUGCUGUAGGUCUAAACACACAAAGACGACAAUGGAACUGCUCGCUAAACUUUAAACCAAACGUGGACUUUCUAUCCUGUCUCGUUCUGUCUCCUUCCACAUCACAGCAAAAACAAGUAGUGACAAGCCUGCAGUUCCCUUUAACCCAUCCAAGAGAACACACAUCUGGGCUACAAACAAAAGUGACUCAAGGAACCAGGGGGCAAGAUCAGCCCCAGAGGCACCACCAACCCCCCCUCCAGUCACACCCAACCACAGAGGCUCCAGGUUCAAAGUCAGCAUUGACAGCCAUGGGAAGUCCACUUAAACCUCACCUCCAGCCAGACUCCAAGCUGUUCUUAACAGGUACAGGACCCAAACUACAUCUACAGCCCCACACCUACCAGCAGGUGAAGCCCCCUCCAAGACUAAACUGGAUGCCCCAGAAUCACGCUGCAAGACCCAGACCUGUGGCUCGCCACAACUCCUUCACCACCACCUACGGGACGGGACAGAAUACAGGCAGACAGGUGGGCUGGAGGCCGUUUCAAAGCAGCAUGAAUACAUCAUUAGGAAGGAGCAAGAGCAUGACUGAUAGAACCUCAGCAGGCUUCAAAGGAGCAGGUCUUAAUCCAAACAUAACCAGGACCUGACAGAAAUAUACAGACUGGACAUGUGGAAUGAUUCACCCACGCACAGGAGACAUAAUCAUACACGUCAAUGAAACAUAGCAUUGAUCUUUUCAUGUGAAAUAUACAGUAUAUUCUACUGUGUAAAGCUUAUGGCAUGAUAUUAAACUAGUUUAUUCUUUAAGUUAAGACAGAUGUGUGAACUAUUUUUAGAGUGUAGCAUUUAAAACAAAAUACAUGUAGGGCUAUAUUAUUUUCUUAAAAACAAAAUGUUGAUUUAAUUUAGAAAAAAAAUCAAGGCGUUGGCUUACUAUAUGUUUUUAAACCUGAAAAGGCUGUAGAAUUUUAUUAAGGUGAUUUCAUAUUGCUCCUUUGUCGAAAGCCCUGCGCACGCACGCUCGCACACACACACACACACACAGGUGUUUUCAGUUAUCAGCUGAUUAGACAUGACAGGUUGAGGUUGGAUGGAGCUACACUGGGAGUUGUGUGAUGUCACCAAAUCAAAAUAAUUGUGUUAAUUGUCCCGCUAUCACAGAUAGAACAGGGUGAGGGGAGAUGUCAACCAAGCAGUCAGUACACACCGACACAGUACUGAAGAGGUCUAAUCAGGCAGUUAAGUGAAAACACCUGUGUAGGUGUACCAUGUGUAAGGGCUUUUAUUAGCCAUGUAAAAUAAGAGAAUAAAGUUGCUCCUUACAACUGC
This is a messenger RNA of Siniperca chuatsi (mandarin fish), 3988 nucleotides long. Its product is annotated as protein FAM83A-like. Gene Ontology annotation, biological process: epidermal growth factor receptor signaling pathway. The record is from RefSeq and is a predicted model, not a curated record. NCBI's taxonomy places the organism in Eukaryota, Metazoa, Chordata, Actinopteri, Centrarchiformes, Sinipercidae. Bases 1030 to 3306 code for a protein of 758 amino acids. The transcript is spliced from 6 exons.